GGGGCCGCUCCUCUUUGGGUGGCAGGGCUGGGGCUUGGGAAGAUGUAGCGGCGUUUUGGGCACGGAGGCGUCGUCGUCUUCAUCAUCAUCUUCCCUGGAGCGCGUUGGGAGCCGCCGCCGGCAUGAGAAAGCGGAACGAGUCUGUCACGUUGGAGCAUGAGCGCUUGGCCUCUUCCUCCUCCGCAGCUGCCUCGGCGCCUCCGCAGCUGGAGAAGGGCUUCAGCUUGAGGACCAACCUGCGUCUGCCUGGCAACAGCGGCGGCGGCGGCGGCGGCGGCGACUCUGGAAUGAAUCGAACGUUCGGCAGGAGACAUGGAAUGUGGUUUCGGUUUCGGAAAGUAGUAAUCUGGUUGUUGGGAGUAUACAUAGCCAUUCCAUUUCUAGUAAAACUCUGUCCUGCUAUUCAGGCAAAGCUCGUCUUCCUAAAUUUUGUGAGAGUACCCUAUUUCAUUGACUUGAAAAGGCCCCAGGACCAAGGUUUAAACCACACAUGUAACUAUUACUUGCAGCCGGAGGAAGAUGUAACUAUUGGAGUCUGGCACACAGUUCCUGCAGCACUAUGGAAGGAUGCUCGAGGCAAGGAUCACCUAUGGUAUGAAGAUGUUUUGGGUUCUAACCACCCAGUGAUCCUUUACUUACAUGGAAAUGCAGGGACCAGAGGAGGUGAUCAUCGUGUGGAACUCUAUAAGGUUCUGAGUUCACUUGGUUACCAUGUAGUCACAUUUGAUUAUAGAGGUUGGGGAGAUUCAAUAGGUACUCCCUCAGAGAGUGGAAUGACCUAUGAUGCUCUUCAUGUUUUUGACUGGAUAAAAGCAAGAAGUGGAGACAAUCCAGUUUAUAUAUGGGGGCACUCUUUAGGCACUGGAGUUGCAACCAACCUAGUAAGACGUCUUUGUGAAAGAGAAACUCCCCCUGAUGCCCUCAUCUUAGAAUCACCUUUUACAAACAUACGUGAAGAAGCGAAAAGCCAUCCCUUUUCAAUAAUAUAUAGAUAUUUCCCAGGAUUUGACUGGUUUUUCCUUGACCCCAUAACAUCAAGUGGAAUUAAGUUUGCAAAUGAUGAGAAUGUAAAGCACAUUUCAUGUUCUCUGCUUAUUCUUCAUGCUGAAGAUGAUCCUGUAGUUCCAUUUCAUCUUGGAAAGAAGCUCUAUAACAUUGCUGCCCCAUCUCGGAGCUUUCGUGAUUACAAAGUCCAGUUCAUUCCAUUUCACACAGAUCUAGGCUACAGGCAUAAAUAUAUCUACAAGAGCCCAGACCUACCUCGAAUAUUAAGGGAAUUCCUGGGAAAAUCUGAACAUAAGCAUCAUCACUGAAGGCUGCUUGCAUGGGAGACUUGAAAUUGUGUCCUUUUAGGAAGAAAAAGAAAAAAAAAAACACCUGCCAUGUUUUAAAAUCUAGGCACUGGAUGAGUCUUCGAUUCCUGCUUCACUCCUUAUGCAUCCCUUUGGAAUCCCAGGCUUUGGGGAAGUAGGUAUGAAGAGCAAAUAUAGUUGGCUUCUGACCCUCCACCCCAUCUUUAUUUUUCUUCUAAAGAAGGGAAACAGACUAAUUAGAAAAAUUAAGUUCAAGCACAAGAAAGACUUGGUUAAAAUAUUAUGAAAGUUAUAGACAUUCCUACAGUUGUGUGAUGGAUCGCAACAACUCUCUACAGGACAAGAAACUUGCACUCUGAAAUGCAAAUAGACUACAAUUAUCUGCAAAAAUGUAACUGCUAUAAUCCUUCAGUGCUGCACUUAGAUUGCGGGUUGCUCUCUUGUAGAAAUUAGUUCAGUGACAAUUAAUCCCCCCCCCCCCCCCGGUAAGUUAUCUAAUUGGGAAUUGGUAAAAAUAAUGGAUUGUUUUGGUUUUUUAAAUUCCUUUACAAAAACAAGAGGUCAGGAUGUUUGCAAGAAGACAUUUCAGAAUGAAAUGAAGGAUGUUUCUCCUUUGAAAUAAAUUAACUAUUUAGUAGUGAUAAUUUAAUAGUGAAUAAGUUUCCCUUUCUCUGUUGCCUUGCUUUUACAUUUCAUAGCUAUCUCGCAUACAUAAAUAUAUAAAAAUGUUUUCUAUACCUCAUAUACUGGCACAUCUUGUUGAAGAUUCUUUUCCAGAUCAUUUUCUUUAUAUGUCUGUGUUCCUUAAGUGAUGUAAAAUUACACAUAGAGAGAUUUAUUUGGAGGACUCCCUUAUUAAAGGGAGGAUACCUUUAAGCUGAGUCCUGCAAUAGAUGGAAUAUUUGUUUUUACAUUCUGGUGAAGAUGUCUUCCAAUCUUCUCUAAUAGAGAGACAUAUAUGCACUUUGGAAGUAAGAAAAACAAUACCCAUUUUUAGUAAUCAUGAUUACACACCCAGCCCUGUCAUUUUCUUUAAAAAAAUACUCAGGUACAUUAGAGCUAGCUGGUCAGAAGUUUUCUCCCACUUUCCCUUUAAAAAAAAUACAAGAGAUUCUACAUAAUUGAAUAUUUUAACUUACUCUCUGUGAAUAGCAUUUCCAAUCUUACUCCAACAACAGUGAAAAUCUUAACAUAUAUAUGUGAAAAUAUAAUUUUAAUAUAGACUAGUCAAAGGUGCUGGAUAUUAAACAAGUGCUAUAUUUUUUAGUCCUUGCCUAUUAAAACAGUUGGUUUUUCCCCCUCAUAAAAUUAAAGAUUGUUUUUAGCUUGGUAUUUCUGUUACUAUUAUUCAAAUCUUGAGCUAUGUGAAAACUUACUGACCAACCUCAAAUGUUCCCUUUAGUUGGCGUAUGCCAGACAUAGAACCUAGUUUCUCCUCUUUACUGUAGCAAAAUAAUUACUGCUGUAUUGAAAUUUAGCAGACAGCAUGCUGGUAACUCAUGGUAAUAAAUGUUGAAGCUCA
This is a messenger RNA of Sceloporus undulatus (fence lizard), 2835 nucleotides long. RefSeq names its product abhydrolase domain containing 12, lysophospholipase (gene ABHD12). The transcript has 13 exons. Gene Ontology annotation, molecular function: monoacylglycerol lipase activity; phosphatidylcholine lysophospholipase A1 activity. The coding region runs from base 123 to 1313 and encodes 396 amino acids. Gene Ontology annotation, biological process: monoacylglycerol catabolic process; phosphatidylserine catabolic process. Lineage: Eukaryota; Metazoa; Chordata; Lepidosauria; Squamata; Phrynosomatidae. The record is from RefSeq and is a predicted model, not a curated record. Gene Ontology annotation, cellular component: endoplasmic reticulum membrane.